GCCUGGUUAGCCAAUCACGUCAAGCCACAAUGUGUUUCCAAACAACACUCCUUUUCACUCGACAGGCUGCGUCAACCAAUUCCUCAUUUCAACUAAAAAGUUUUCGGGUGAAGAAAUUGAUUGCUACUUUGUAUCUCUGACAUUUCAAAUGAUCAGAUACUGUAGUUACUCACUCCGUUGAUAUUAUUACUUGAUAGCUAAGAGGCUACAUUGUAGCUACUACUUAAUCGCGUUGGAAGAGGUAACAAGAAAAUAAACAUGGACAAUACUGGUUUUCCUAGGCAAAAAACAAUCAAGCUUGUGAUAAAAACACCUAAUCAAGCCCACGGGGAUCAAACGAUUGAAGGAGUUGACAUGGACUGGUCAGUGAAAGAGUUGAAGACACAUUUGUCGAGAAUGUACCCAAACAACCCGGCUGAAAGUGAUCAGAGACUAAUUUACUCUGGCAAGCUGCUCCCAGACCACCUGCAUGUAAGAGAUAUUUUCAGAAAGACAGACCUAACACCCACUGUGCACCUGGUGUGUGCAGUAAGGACUCAGCCUAUAGGUCCACUAGGAGCAAGACCAAAGGUCAGGGAAUCAGAGCAGCAAGAGGCACAAACAUCGGCCAUGCCUACCGGUCAGAACACAGAGGGUGCCUCCCGAGCCCCAUCUGUGCCCACUGAAUUAGAACUGAGACAGCGCAGGCCCCCUGCCCCCUCUCACACCCCACCAGCAGCUGCAUGGCCUGGCACUACAACUCUAGUGGCAGCAGAGAUGACAAACCCAACCUUCCCCACUUACUCCCUCUACAGCCCUCAACAGCUUCUCUGGCUGCAGCACAUGUAUGCUCGCCAGUACUACAUGCAGUACCAUGCAGCCUACGCAGCAGCAGCAGCCUCUGCCCCCUUUGCCCCAGCAGCCGGCCCAUCCCUGCCUGUCGCACCCCACCAAGCCGCUAUCCCAGCAGCCCUGCCAGCCAAUCAGAAUGCACAGGAUGCCGCCUUCAUCAACCCGGGAGCAGCCAAUCAGAACCUGCGGAUGAACGCCCAGGGCGGACCUGUGAUGGAGGAUGAGGAGGAUAUCAAUCGGGAUUGGCUUGACUGGGUGUACACGGCUGCACGUCUGGGUGUCUUCCUCAGCAUCGUCUACUUCUACUCCAGUCUGAGCCGCUUCGUCCUGGUCAUGAGCAGCCUCCUCCUUAUGUACCUGCACACAGCAGGCUGGUUCCCCUUCAGGAGAAGGCCCCUGGUCAGAGGUCCCAACAACCAGGUCCCCGAGGUCAUCCAGAACCACCAGGACAGGAACCCAGUUCCACCUAUGGAGGACCCUGCAGGAGAAGAGGGGGCCGGGGCGGAGGCUGAGGUUGAUGAACCACACCCCCUAACUGCAGUGCUGGUGCCUCCACACAGGGUGUCCAUCGUUUGGACUGCCUGGAUCUUUUUCAAAGCCUUCUUUGCCUCCCUCGUCCCAGAGGCCCUAGCAGUGGCUAACUGAAUGAUCAACUUUUCCAGCAGGGGGCACACUGGUGCUGAAUUUACCCAGAGUGUUAGACUUGCCUCUGUCACGGGAAGUCCUCCUUCUUUGGACCUCUGGAUAGUAGAUGCCUGGACUAUUUGUGAGAAAUCCUGAAUGAUUUAGGGCUUCAAUGCAUACAAAUCCCUGCCUGUAGUGUGUUGUGUGUGUUUAGGGAUAUGGUGGUUCAUUCGGCACUUCCUGCCUUAUGAUAGUGACCAAAUGGUUGUAUAUGCAGUAUAGUACAUACACUUCUCGCUGCCAAAUGGUUGUAUAUACUGUAAAUGAGUAUUGGAACAAAAAAUGUAAAUAUUAUUCUAUUGUCUGUGUAACAGUGUUGGUUAUGUUUCCACUUGACACUGCAGAAACCUGUAUUUUGAUUGUGUAUUCCUAUUAGUUGGUUAAAUUUACAUAUCAGUAAGUUGUUAUGCCAUUGGUCAUGCUUGCAGAUAGGGAGAAAUGGCAUAUAUUAGAUCGCAAACUUCAAUUCUUUCCAGUCUGUUAUUGACAUUCAGGUGUUAGGCCACGUUCUGAAAUUACUGUAUUCAUAUUUACAAUGUUUAGGAGUUCACUAUGUACAGUACCUGUCAAAAGGUGAAGCACACCUACUCAUACAAGGGUUUUUUAUUUUUUAUAUUUUCUACAUUGUAGAAUAAUAGUGAAGACAUCAAAAUGAUGAAAUAACACACAUGGAAACAUUUAGUGACCAAAAAAGUGUAAAACAAAUCAAAAUAUAUUUCAUGUGAGACUUCAAAGUAGCCACCCUUUGCCUUGAUGAUAGCUUUGCAUGCUCUUGGCAUUCUUUCAACCAUCUUCAUGAGGUAGUCACUGGGAAUGCAUUUCAAUUAAUUUGCCUUGUUAAUUUCUGGAAUUUCUUAUUUUAAUGUGUUUGAGCCAAGCAGUUGUGUUGUGACAAGGUAGGGUUGGUAUACAGAAGAUAGCCCUAUUUGGUAAAAGAACAAGUCCAUAUUAGGGCAAGAACAGCUCAAAUAAGCAAAGAGAAAUGACAGUCCAUCAUUACUUUAAGACAUGAAGGUCAGUCAAUCUAGAAAUUUAAGAACUUUGAAAGUUUUUCAAGUGCAGCUGAAAAACCAGCAAGCACUAUGAUGAAACUAGCUCUCAUGAGGACCGCCACAGGAAGAGAAGACCCAGAGUUACCUCUGCUGCAGAGUAUAAGUUCAUAUAGAGUUACCAGCCUCAGAAAUGGGCAAUUAACGGCCCCUCAGAUUGCACCUCACAGAGUCUAAGUAACAGACAUCUCAACAUUGUUGAGAGGAGACUGCGUGAAUCAGGCCUUCACGGUCGAAUUGCUGCAAAGAACCACUACUAAAGAAUACCAAUAAUAAGAGACUUGCUUGGGCCAAGAAACAUGAGCAAUGGACAUUAGACUGGUGGAAAUCUGUCUGAAUAGUCCAAAUUUGAGUUUUUUGAUUACAACUGCAGUGUCUUUGUGAGACAUGGAGUAGGUGAACAGAUGAUCUCCGCAUGUGUGGUUCCCACCAUGAAGCAUGGAGGGGGAUGUGUGAUGUUGUGGUGGUGCUUUGCUGGUGACACUGUCAGUGAUUUAUUUAGAAUUCAAGGCACGCUCAACCAGCAUGGCUACCACAGCAUUCUGCAGGAAUACACCCUCUCAUCUGGUUUGCGUUUAGUGGGACUAUCAGUGGGACAAUGACCCUAAACACACCUCCAGGCUGUGUAAGGGCUAUUUGACCAAGAAGGAAAGUGAUGCAGUGCUGUAUCAGAAGACCUGUCCUCCACAAUCACCAGACCUCAACCCAAUUGAGAUGGUUUGGGAUGAUUUGGACUGCAGAGUGCAGGAAAAGCAGCCACAAGUGCUCAGCAUAUGUGGGAACUCCUUCAAGACUGUUGGAAAAGCAUUUCAGGUGAAGCUGGUUGAUAGAAGGCCAAGAAUGUGCAAAGCUGUCAAAGGCAAAGGGUGGCUACUUCGAAUAAUUUCAAAUAUAAAAUAAAUGUAGAAUUGUUUUACACUUUUUUGGUUACAUGAUUCCAUAUGUGUUAUUUCAUAGUUUUGAUGUCUUCACUAUUAUUUUACAAUGUAGAACAUAGUAAAAAUAAAGGAAAACCCAAACUUGACUGGUACUGUAUGUGUACGCUACCUGUUAGAUAUUGGUCAUGUUAUUGCUGUAAGAGCGAGUUAGCUGGCAUGCUCUAAUUUUAAUGGUCGCUUUAGCUCCCUGCUAUUUUCAGACGAGUCACGAAUCUACAGCCAUCAACAUACUGACAGUCUUACACAUCUAACGUGCUUCCUUGUUUCUAUCGUCAGGUACCGUCACAUUUAUUGUAUUUUGUACUAUUUUUGUCAUUGUAAAGAUGUUUGAUUAAAAAAAAUACCCAGUCUGAUAUUAAAAUGCAAGCGAUCAAUCACAAAUCUGCAGCCAUCAACCUAUAGUGGUCCUGCACGUCGAAUGUGCUUCCUUGUGUCUAUUGUCAGAAUAAACACCAAUCAACUGGGA
This is a messenger RNA of Oncorhynchus keta (chum salmon), 3968 nucleotides long. RefSeq names its product homocysteine-responsive endoplasmic reticulum-resident ubiquitin-like domain member 1 protein. The transcript has 8 exons. Gene Ontology annotation, molecular function: transmembrane transporter binding. Gene Ontology annotation, cellular component: endoplasmic reticulum membrane. NCBI's taxonomy places the organism in Eukaryota, Metazoa, Chordata, Actinopteri, Salmoniformes, Salmonidae. Bases 259 to 1476 code for a protein of 405 amino acids. The record is from RefSeq and is a predicted model, not a curated record. Gene Ontology annotation, biological process: ubiquitin-dependent protein catabolic process; endoplasmic reticulum unfolded protein response; endoplasmic reticulum calcium ion homeostasis.